CCCUCUCAAUGCACAGCAGUGUUCAGAGAAGCAAACAAGAUAAAAGGGGUCCUAAGGAAUGGGGCAGAAAAUAACGUGCCACCCUACACCUGGGGGGCCCUUGCCUGGGAUGUGGUGUUUCUCCUAUAGCUUGUUCUGACAGUGGGUAGUGUAGGGGAUUCAGAGAGAGGUAAUGAGGUUGAUUACAGACCUGGAGAAAACACAGAAAGGGAUUGAAAGGACUUGGACUAAGUGAAGAAAGAAGAGACAUGACGGAAAUGUGUCAAGUAAACAUUGGAGAAGGAACUUGGGUGUGCCAUCUCCUAUUACAGCGGAAAGGUGACAACCAAGGACAGUUCAGUCUGCCGAGACAACGCUUUCUACAAAGCACAAGUAGUGGAACUCACUGCCACAGAAUAUAACUGAGGGCAAAAGCUCAGCGGGGUGAGCUAAAAGGAUCAGCCAUUUAUAUGGCUAGUGAGAACAUGCACAGACACAAGAGUCAAAUCUGUAUUUUACAAGAGACAGAAACACCUGCUUAUGGGGCCGAACCCUCCACUCAGUGUCAGGGGGAGGACGGCACUUUCCUUAGGGGAAGGUUAUUCUACAACUGCUCACUUCAGGGUGUCUUGCCCCUGGGACUUGCCCCUGUUGGAGACAGGGUGCUGGAUUAGAUGAACCACAGCCCUGCUCAGCCAUGGCAAAUCCUAUGUUACCCAUGUUAGUUUACACCAGGGGGCCAGCACGAAAUAACAGGGGACAAGGAAGACUGCUGGGAAAGUUGGAUUCUUCCUUGUAUCAUACAAGUCCUCUCACAUUCCCUUCUACUAUUAAAUGUUUGUAUGAUGGUUGUGCCCCAAAACCUCAGGGGGGGACAGGGCCCCCAUUACUGAGCACUGUAUGCACAUAGAAAAGAGACAGUCUGCACCCUGAAGGUCUUAUAAUCUAGACACCAAACAUCUCCAAGUGCCUGAGAAAUGCCACAGAUAGCAGGAUGCCAGACGCUUUGGCCCACACACACACCCAGCAACACCAAAAUACAGACACCAAAAUACAGACAGGAGCAGGCUGGCAGCGCCAGAAAGAGAGGGAAUUCAUUGGUGACCAAGGACUCCAGACGGUUAUUUCUAAAGAUCCGUGUUGCUGACUGGCUCAUCCCAGAGAUAAUCUAUCCUCAGCAGGCUGAAGGCCAAAGUGACCCUAUGCCUAUAGAACUAAGGCCGCUGCAAGGACCCUGAGAACUGUUUCAUGGCUCCUAAUGACACAGCGUUUUCACAGAACUGGAUGGACACCAGGUUAUUUCACUCGGAGCCACCAGGCAGCCGUCAGAUUGGAAUGACUCCUAGUCCCUAUCAAUCCGCACUGGAUUAAAAGCAAUGGGCUAGAGGCGGCUCCGAAUCCUAUUUUCCACCCCGAGCUAGGCGGCUGGAGCGCAGGUACAAUCGUGUCGCCAGGGCUUCCCCAUGAGACAAACACCACGUGAGCAAAGCUCCCCGAGCUGGAGAGGGUUUUGGAGGGGCCAACCCUCCCCCGUUUAACCCCUUCCUGGAGUUUGCUCUCAGUUACCCCCGAAUUAAUACAACAAAACAAUACAAAGCCAACCCAGGCCGCAGGCUGUUGUCGCAACCCCCUCCCAUUGCAGCCUCACACACCCGCAUUCCAACUGGGCGGGCGGAGAGUCACCAGCCAGGCUGCCGGGCAUCUCUAUGGCAACAGAAUCAACAGCUGCAGAGCCUGGCGGUGGCUGGGAAGCGCCUUCGGUGGCUGAGCGGGGAGGAAGUGGGCGGUUUAGGACAUGGCUUUCUUCGGGUUAACAUUCCUGGGGUACCAGGAGCCCUUCUGGGAGAGAACACUUGCGUUAGAAAAGCCUGACGCAACAGGGCCAAAGCCGCUCAAAGGGGGAUUGUUUCACCCAAAGCUCCCCCCCAUCGGCCCGGGGCGCUUUGAUGGCACAGUGCACCAGGGGAGCUACACCCGCUACCAAGAGGCUGUGAAGCAGAAUCAGCUCCAGAGAUCCCCCAACCAAGUCUUCAGGGUCCCAGUGACCUGUGCACAGGACUGCGGCUGGUGGCUGCCCAGGGAUCCCAUGGUCCGAGCAGAGGAGGCCACCCCCUGGAUGACGGUGCCGAGGCAUCCCCUGAUAAGGAGCCCCAUGACCAGGUUUGUGGACAGCAUGGGCCUGAGCAACCCCCAUUUCAGCCUGUUCUGAGCACCCCAGUGGGCCCCACCGCCGGGCACGUCUGGCCUUCUACGGACACAGAGCAGCCCCGGGUGCUGGGGCCUGGCAGGCACCGGGGCA
This is a messenger RNA of Terrapene triunguis (Three-toed box turtle), 2278 nucleotides long. RefSeq names its product testis expressed 49 (gene SPMIP11). Lineage: Eukaryota; Metazoa; Chordata; Testudines; Emydidae. The coding region runs from base 1775 to 2188 and encodes 137 amino acids. The transcript is spliced from 4 exons. The record is from RefSeq and is a predicted model, not a curated record.